Molecule: messenger RNA, 1002 nt
Organism: Punctularia strigosozonata HHB-11173 SS5
Lineage: Eukaryota; Fungi; Basidiomycota; Agaricomycetes; Corticiales; Punctulariaceae
Exons: 1
Coding region: 1-1002 (333 amino acids)
Source: RefSeq, a predicted model, not a curated record
AUGGCCGACGCCACCAGCGAAGACAAGGCCCCUCGCUACUGGGUCUCACCCGGAGGGGCUGUGGCUCUGGUGUCCCCAGAAGGGCCCAUCGAUUUCGAGCGAAUUACCCCGUCCGUGCUGGAAGAAAUACGGGACUACGACUGGCUGAGGGGAGGACACCAUGAAGGAAGAGGUCCGAGACCGCCCGACUCCGAAGCGGCCGAGACUUCAAUGGAGGAAUGGUCCACGAAGGCUUGGUGGUUUUCCGGACCCGAACCCUGGAUUGCGUUCGUGCCAGCGUUGACGGGCCUCUGGAGAAUGCAGUGGAACGUAAGCUGGAUAUACGAGGGACCGAAAGCCUCGCUGGCCCACCUGGAGGAAGUCGAGACGGCCGACGGGGGGAAAUAUUGGACGCUAGCUCGGGAUCUAGAAAAGGACCUACGCGAAGACUACGAAGGCUUACAGGAUGCCAUCCUCCUGUUCGUGGAUCGCUAUGCUCGGGAGAAGCUAGGUGACCGAGUCCCCCGUCGCUCGUACGAAGCUAUACGAGGGAGCGACAUAAACGAAGCGUGUUGGAAAUGGGCCAAGGCCUGUACUGAAAUCCUGACUUCUUUAGGGUUCCUAAGGAUGGCCCUGCUGACGUUCGGGCCUGACAAGUUCGAGGAUUUCUUCGCGGAGGGCCUGGCCGUCCGUCUGAGACGAUUGCGGGUCGACGACUUCGGAGGGCCAGUCAAGGGUGCCGUGUUCGACCUGCACUCCGCGCGUAACGCCGUCAAAUAUAGCGACACGCCCACCUUCUCUUCCUACGCCUUCGAAAAGCUGCGAGAGCUCGGGUCGACGAGCGUGUACCUCUAUCCCCUCGAAGCGGAAGCCGAUCCCCGCGACUUACACUUAGACCCUCGGCGAUUGGGAGCGAAGAGGCAGGUCCAGGGAGUCCCGGAAGCGGUAGCCCAAGCCCAACGCGCGCGUGUAGGGGUUCAGGGGCGUCUAACCCUCCAUCUGAAAAAACCCAAAUUUAUAUAG